This is a messenger RNA of Dendrobium catenatum, 880 nucleotides long. RefSeq names its product methionine aminopeptidase 1B, chloroplastic-like. The transcript is spliced from 5 exons. The record is from RefSeq and is a predicted model, not a curated record. Bases 194 to 865 code for a protein of 223 amino acids. Lineage: Eukaryota; Viridiplantae; Streptophyta; Magnoliopsida; Asparagales; Orchidaceae.
UACCAUAAGAAGCUCUGUACCGCGGGAAAAAUUUGCCAUUUGCCGUACGGCUUUCCUAUCCAUCGCCGGGGUUUGUAUCUCCUUCACGUUGUUCGAAGCCGAGUAAAAGAGAGAAGAAGAAGAAACAAGAAAGCUUUAUUUACAACAACAAGCUCGAAAUCCAGGCUUCGAGCUUUUGCGUUUCUUUCCGAAGAUGGCAGCGCAGCUCGCCAUGGUUUUACCAGGAAUGGCGUCUCCAUUUUCUUCAUAUUUGGGAGCUCUAUCGGAGAAACCUUUCCUUGUGGGCUGGCCACUAUGUAGCUUUCUUCCUGCUGCUGCUGGUAAAUCAACAAAGCAGAGGUGCGAUGCCAUCAUAGCAAGAAGACUAUCUGGGCUGGAGGAGGCCAUCCGAAUUAGGAGGUUGCGAGAGCAGCAGGGGACAACCAAAGUAAGAAAGAGGCCACCACUGAAGCGUGGGAAGAUUUCUGGACCUCUGUCUGUGCCAGAUCACAUUCCCAAGCCUUAUUAUGUUGGUUCAAAGCUACCAGAACUCUCUAGUGAAUAUCAGAUACACAAUGCCGAGGGUAUUGCUCAAAUGAGAGCUGCUUGCGAACUUGCUUCUCGCGUCUUGGAUUUUGCUGGAACAAUGGUCAAGCCAUCUGUAACUACAAAUGAAAUUGAUAAAGCAGUUCACAACAUGAUAAUUGAUGCUGGAGCUUAUCCUUCCCCUCUUGGGUAUGGUGGAUUCCCUAAAAGUGUCUGCACCUCUGUCAAUGAGUGCAUGUGUCAUGGGAUACCCGAUUCCCGCCAGCUACAGGAUGGUGACAUACUAAACAUUGAUGUAACUGUCUAUCUAAAUGUAUGCUCUUUUUCCUCCAUCAUCUAGAUUCGUAAAGAACUU